Funneliformis geosporum is the source of this 684-nucleotide messenger RNA. The record is from the annotation of a GenBank genome assembly. NCBI's taxonomy places the organism in Eukaryota, Fungi, Glomeromycota, Glomeromycetes, Glomerales, Glomeraceae.
AUGAGUGAAGACUUAAACAGUUUAGUUGUUAUUCCUCCUGAAAGACCUACAUAUAGAGCCGGUCGUAAACCUACUGCUGUACGAGUUUACACGGUUAAUCAAGAAUCAAGGUAUUUGGUUGUGGAAAACGUUCCCGCACUUGGUUUAACCAAAGAACUUCUCGAAUUAUUUGCACUUUAUGGGACCAUAGAAGAAUAUCGAUACCUUGAUGAUUAUCCAUGUGAAGAAUUCACUGAUGUUUAUUGGAUAAAAUUUCAAUCACUUCCUCAAGCAAGAGCAGCAAAAAGAAAAGUUGAUGAUCACACAUUCUUUAGUUCUAAUCUAAGAGUACGAUAUGGUCCAGAAUAUGAAACUAUUGAAGAUACUCGACAAAAAUUAAUAGAUAGACGUAAUGUAAUUUCUAUUAAAACUAAUGAAAAGAAAGAUGAGAAUACUUUAACACAAUUCCAAAAAACGCAUCCAAUACAAUCGAAUGAUGCUCCACUACAUCCAGUUCCAGUUAUUCAUGAACCGCCAAUACCUGGAGUUGAAUAUCCAACUUCUUUUUCAACAAGUUUGGCUUCUACAUCUUAUCAACCCCAUACCGAUCCAAAUUCGCUACCUACUUCUGUUAAUGCUAUACGACAAAGAAUUAACGAUGCUUCAACAAAUCCCACAUCAACAAAAAAACGUAGAAGAAUAUAA